AGUACACACCGCGUGUGCUGUGUGGUUAUGUCGUCGUAAGUGCGUGUAAACACUCUUCAAAGUUUGUUAUACAUGACUCGGUAGUUGUAGGAUUAUACUUUUCUCAAUUGAAUAAUAUAGUGUUUAGAGAUCUGUUUGUUCUUUCGUUUUUAUUUUAUUAGUAAAACUUUACGUUAUGGAUUUUUACGACAUUUAUCGUAAGUUGACAGGACACAGUCCUAGAGUAGGCUUUAGGACUAAGGAGCAAAUAGAAAAGAUGAACAACAUAACUACUAACAAAGCACCUAAUGUUUCAACUGAUUUGAAUAAGCCCAUUAAGAGAAGUCACUCUCUUGACAACAUCGAAGAGAAUUCUAGCGAUGAAGAUGAGCUAACUCUGUUGGAUGGAAUCAAAUCAAGUACCAAAACUGAAAAUUCAAAGCACAAAAAGAAGAAAAAAGGUGAGACUGGGAAAAGUAAGAAGCAAAAACUAGCAGAAUUGGAGCAAGAAAGGAUAAAUCGCUUGAGAAAUGUUCACCGUAUCACUGCUGUGGGGGAGAACCCUCCCCCUCCAGUAGAGAGCUUUGAACAGUUACAUCUGGAGUACAAAGUGAGCAAUAUUAUCAUCAAGAACUUAGUUGCUUCUGGGUAUGAAACACCCACCCCCAUCCAGAUGCAGGCCAUCCCAGCAAUGAUACAGGGGCGACAGAUCCUAGCCUGUGCUCCCACAGGAUCGGGGAAGACGUUAGCUUUUCUGGUUCCCAUCCUGCAGAGUCUGGCCUCACCCAAGAACUCAGGAUUCAGAGCCCUGAUUGUCUGUCCUACCAGAGAACUGGCUCAGCAAACGUUUCGAGAAUGUGCUUGGCUCAGUGAGGGCACAGGUUUGAGGGCGCAAGUCAUGAAGAAGAGUGCUUCUUUGGCUAUGUCUAACAGAACCUCUGAUUUCACUAAUAAAAACGAUAUAUUAAUAACAACACCAAACAGAAUUGUGUACAUGCUGAAACAAGAACCCCCACUUAUAUCUUUAAAAAGUGUCCAGUGGCUUGUUGUGGAUGAAUCAGACAAGCUGUUUGAAGCUGGAAUCCGAGGGUUUAGGGAUCAACUGGCUGAGAUCUACAAGGCAUGUGACUCAGAACACGUGCGACGUGCCUUUUUCAGUGCUACUCACACAGUUGAGGUUGCCAAGUGGUGUCGGAAACAUCUCAAGAACCUCCUCUUGGUCACAGUUGGUCAAAGAAAUACAGCAGCUGAUUUGGUCCAGCAGGAACUAAGAUUUGUUGGAUACGAAGAUGGAAAGAUGAUUGAAUUUCGCAAAAUAGUUCGAGAGGUAAGAUAUACUGUAUAAUCAUGAAGUUUCUUAAGAUAAU
Homalodisca vitripennis (glassy-winged sharpshooter) is the source of this 1346-nucleotide messenger RNA. RefSeq names its product probable ATP-dependent RNA helicase DDX52. The transcript has 8 exons. The coding region runs from base 176 to 1324 and encodes 382 amino acids. The record is from RefSeq and is a predicted model, not a curated record. NCBI's taxonomy places the organism in Eukaryota, Metazoa, Arthropoda, Insecta, Hemiptera, Cicadellidae. Gene Ontology annotation, molecular function: ATP binding; RNA helicase activity; nucleic acid binding. Gene Ontology annotation, biological process: maturation of SSU-rRNA. Gene Ontology annotation, cellular component: 90S preribosome.